AUGGGAUUCCUGACCCAGUGCUUUCGAGGAUCUGCUUCUACUAAAAGACCUUCUGCAACCGUAGAAGAGCUUUCCUACUGCUUCUCUCUUUCCCAACUUCAAGCAGCAACCAACAACUUUGACGAAAGCCGACUAAUCGAUGAAACAUGUUUUAGUAAGGUAUACAGAGGUCACAUCUCGAUCGAUGGCCAACCAAUGGAAAUUGCAGCGAAGCUUAUGCAUCGAUAUGAAAUCGAACAGCGUUCCAACUUCGAGAACGAGAUCCUGUUUUUGUGCCAGCUACACCACCCGAAUCUUGUGUCCCUCCUUGGAUUUUGUGACGAUGAAUUUAAAGAUGAAAUGAUGGUGGUGUAUGAGUUCAUGCCUAAUGGAUCCCUCCACCAUCAACUUCACAAAAGGGAUAGCAACUCGCCAGCGCUUUCAUGGAAGACAAGGCUAGAGAUCAGCAUCGGAGUAGCGCGUGCACUACACUACCUCCACGUAGGAACCAAGCGCACCAUCGUCCAUUGUAAUGUGAAACCAAGUAUAAUUCUUUUGGACGACCAUUGGAGUCCCAAACUCACAGAUUUCGGGAUUUCUUUAAAAGGACCAAAAUAUUCAUCGAAGGAAAAGGCCAAGGAGGUGAAAAGACCCAUAGCAGGCACCUUGGGAUACACAGACCCUGCGUAUCUUCAUAGUUCUAUGAUCUCAAGUAAAUGCGACGUCUUUAGUUUUGGAAUGCUUUUGGUAGAAUUAAUAUGCCGAGAAAACAUCUCCAAAAUUCUGCUGACAUUUGUUGAUGAAUUUGCUUUGCAAUCUAUCGCAAAUCCGGAUGAGAGGCCAGACAUGGGUGAAGUUGAAGUGCAGCUUGAACGUGCAUUGCAACUACAACAGGAAGCAGAUGCCCAUCAUAGUUUCCGCGCUUUCUUGAUUUGA
Messenger RNA from Prosopis cineraria, 915 nucleotides. RefSeq names its product probable receptor-like protein kinase At5g38990. Gene Ontology annotation, biological process: protein autophosphorylation. Lineage: Eukaryota; Viridiplantae; Streptophyta; Magnoliopsida; Fabales; Fabaceae. The record is from RefSeq and is a predicted model, not a curated record. Bases 1 to 915 code for a protein of 304 amino acids. Gene Ontology annotation, molecular function: ATP binding; transmembrane receptor protein tyrosine kinase activity. Gene Ontology annotation, cellular component: plasmodesma; plasma membrane. The transcript is spliced from 2 exons.